CUUCUCUCUCUGGCUCGCACCAGCGACGGAGAAAAUAGGAAGGGGGAAGAAAACCCAUAGAAACCCUAAUCUUUGUUUCCUUUGAUCAGAGAUGACUUCGAACCCUCGGGUUUACUUCGACAUCUCGAUCGGCGGCGCCCCCGCCGGUCGGAUCGUGAUGGAGCUCUUCGCCGACGUGGUCCCCCGCACGGCGGAGAACUUCCGAGCCCUGUGCACCGGCGAGAAGGGCAUCGGGAGGUUCGGCAAGCCGCUCCACUACUAGGGAUCGGUGUUCCACCGGGUGAUCCCGGAGUUCAUGUGCCAGGGCGGCGACUUCACCGCCGGGAACGGCACCGGCGGGGAUUGCAACUACGGGCCGAAGUUCCAGGACGAGAGCUUCGUCAAGAAGCACACGGGGCCCGGGGUGCUUUCGAUGGCGAACGCGGGGCCCAACACGAACGGCUCCCAGUUCUUCAUCUGCACCGCCACCACCUCGUGGCUCGACGGCAAGCACGUCGUCUUCGGGCAGGUAGUGGAGGGGAUGGACGUUGUCAAGGCCAUCGAGAACGUCGGGUCCCCGACCGGGAGGCCCACCAAGACCGUCACCAUCGCCGACUGCGGCCAGCUCUCUUAGAUCGAUCUCCAUCUGUCUCCCCCAUAAAUCCCCCCUUCCCUCUUAUUUCUUCUGCACAUCUCGCUAGUAGAAAUAAUUGGCUGAUCUGCUCCGCUCUUCUUUGGAUCGUCUUUGAUGUCGUCUUAUCUUUAAUGUUUCAGGGUUCUUACGGUACGGAGGAUCUGUCGGUUUGGUGGUGUUUUUCUUCUUUUUUGUGUAGGUUUCUUGAGUAGCAACAGCAAUAUAUUUAGGCCUUUUUACAAAAAAAAAGACAUUUUCCCGUUUUAUUUUUUGAUUAGACGGGGGAUUUA
Phoenix dactylifera (date palm) is the source of this 903-nucleotide messenger RNA. The record is from RefSeq and is a predicted model, not a curated record. Lineage: Eukaryota; Viridiplantae; Streptophyta; Magnoliopsida; Arecales; Arecaceae.